GUUUGAUACACGUAUAAUUAUUUUACUCUUAAUUUAAAACUACACUGUAUUGCCAAUGAGAAACGAACCCAUUCCUGAGGUGGACAUGAGGACGGUGGCCCAAAAUGCAGAGGUUCAGCGGAAAGGCAUUUUGGGCUUUGCACCACGGAUUGGAAUGGUGAUCGUGGACUACGACGAUCUGGACAGGAUCGACAACUUCUAUCUGGAGAGCCAGAAGUACCGGGACUAUUAUCGGGAUCCGCACAAUAUGUUGCACAAACCACCACGCUUCCGCCAGCAUCAGGGAAAAUGUGGCAUCAAACUGGACCACAGUGUGCACCAAUUGACCCAGCCGAUCCAGUGGGUCGAGGAGCGACGCCCACUGGUCUAUCCUCUUUCGAAGGACACCGCCAUGAGGCUGGGCAUGCCGAUCUCACCCAUGAUCAGAGGGCGUCAUGACCCGUCCUCAUCCGUUUCCUUCCUUCGCUAGACCAAGAGGGUUCCCUACGUUCGCAGGUGAGCUGAGGUCCUUUGCGAGGACUUUGUUCCACUUUGAUGGAGGCAUCUGGUGGACCCAAUGGCAUUUGCAAAGAAUCUGAGCUCAUCUGACAACGUAUGAUGGAAUACAGAGGGUCAACUAAAUUAUUAUGUAUACCUUAAUGGGUCUUAUAAAGAUAUU
Drosophila suzukii is the source of this 658-nucleotide messenger RNA. RefSeq lists its product as uncharacterized. NCBI's taxonomy places the organism in Eukaryota, Metazoa, Arthropoda, Insecta, Diptera, Drosophilidae. The record is from RefSeq and is a predicted model, not a curated record.